This is a messenger RNA of Limulus polyphemus (Atlantic horseshoe crab), 437 nucleotides long. RefSeq names its product enoyl-CoA delta isomerase 2, mitochondrial-like. The coding region runs from base 78 to 392 and encodes 104 amino acids. The record is from RefSeq and is a predicted model, not a curated record. Lineage: Eukaryota; Metazoa; Arthropoda; Merostomata; Xiphosura; Limulidae. The transcript is spliced from 3 exons.
AGGCCACAUUCCACACCCCUUUCAGUUUACUUGGUCAAUCACCAGAAGGAUGCUCAUCAUAUUUAUUUCCAAAAAUUAUGGGACCAUCAAAAGCAAAUGAAAUGUUGCUGUUUAAUAAAAAAUUAACAGCAUCAGAAGCAAAAGCUUGUGGGUUAGUCAGUGAGGUAUUUCCUGAUGCAACAUUUCAGUGUGAUGUUUCUCUUCGACUGAAAGGCCUUGAAGACAUGUCUUUUAAUUCAAUGAUAUAUGCCAAGAAGCUAACCCGUGACCUGGAAAGAGAUCUUCUUCAUGAGGUGAAUAAGAACGAAUGUGAGAGACUGGUAGAACGAUGGCAGUCUGAAGAUUGUAUGAAAGCAAUUAUGGCUUUCUUUCAAAGAAAAGCAAAGCUGUAAUAAUUUUCUUUUUGAAGAUCAUUAAAUAUUUUUUUGGCAAAUUUC